CACACAGUAUUUUCGAAUAAUUUCAUUUUAUUAGCUACUCAUAUUUGUCUGUUAUUCUCUCUCUUUCCAGUUGAGAUGGAGCUCUCAUCAGCUUGUAAUCUUUCACUUAAACCUAAUUAUUAUUAUUAUCCAACUUCAUUAUUCCCAAGUAAUAAUAGUUAUAAUAAUCUCAAGGCCUCAUCUUAUUACCAAACACAGAGACCUAUCAAAUGUUGUAGUUAUUCUCCUUCAAAAUAUUGCUCCACCAAGAAGUUGCAGACAACACAUCUACUUGGGCUCUAUGCAAAACACAAAUGCUUGAAACCUUUUUCAAUCGGUCAUCUUCCAAGGCCAAAUUCCCUUACGGCUUGGUCUCAUCAAAGUGAAUUUCCUAGUACAAUAGUUACCAAAGGUUCAAAUUUUGGACAUGCUUCGUGGAAAUUCGUAAGGCCCAUUCCAUUUGUAGCAGUAUCUAUCAUAUGCACUUCUUUGUUUGGAGCAGAGCUGUUAAAGAACCCAAAUCUAUUUAGCUGGCAAUUGAUGUUUGAUGCAUUCCAAGGCUUAGUGGUUAUAUUACUAUACCAUAUUUACAUAAAUGGCCUCAAUCAGAUUUACGAUUUGGAAAGUGACAGGAUAAACAAACCAGAUUUACCACUAGCUGCAGAGGAAAUGUCAGUUAAAUCAGCUUGGUUCUUGACAAUAUUUAGUGCAGUAGCCAGCUUACUAUUGAUGAUUAAGUUGAAGUGUGGACUAUUCCUUACUUGUAUGUACUGUUGUUAUCUUGUGAUUGGGGCUAUGUAUUCUGUUCCUCCCUUUAGAUGGAAGAUGAAUACUUUUACAUCAACUCUCUGGAACUUUUCGGAAAUAGGUAUCGGUAUAAAUUUUCUGAUCAACUAUGCUAGCAGAGCUACUCUUGGACUUCCAUUUCAGUGGAGGCCUCCAUUUACUUUCAUCAUUGGCUUUGUUUCAACUUUAAGUAUUAUCUUGAGCAUCCUAAAAGAUGUUCCUGAUGUAGAAGGUGACAAGAAGGUUGGCAUGUCAACGUUACCAGUAAUAUUUGGUGCUAGAACCAUAGUAUUAGUUGGUUCUGGAUUUUUUCUCCUAAAUUAUGUAGCUGCUAUUGGUGUUGCCAUUAUGUGGCCUCAGGCUUUCAAGGGUUACAUAAUGAUUCCUGCUCAUGCAAUCUUUGCAUCUGCCUUAAUCUUCAAGACUUGGUUGUUGGACAAAGCAAAUUACGCUAAGGAGGCCAGUGACAGCUACUAUCACUUCCUGUGGUUUCUAAUGAUUGCGGAAUACAUUUUGUAUCCUUUCAUCUCUACCUAACCUAAUUUCAUUUACUUGCAAUUCGCUUACUGGGCUUGUACUACUUUUUCUUUCUAUUAAUUAUGGGUACCAACAUCUUAAAACAUGUGUUAUUUUUAAUUUAAAUAUGUGAGACAAUCGUAUCAA
Molecule: messenger RNA, 1428 nt
Organism: Humulus lupulus (European hop)
Lineage: Eukaryota; Viridiplantae; Streptophyta; Magnoliopsida; Rosales; Cannabaceae
Product: 2-acyl-4-prenylphloroglucinol 6-prenyltransferase, chloroplastic
Exons: 10
Coding region: 76-1302 (408 amino acids)
Cellular component (GO): membrane
Molecular function (GO): transferase activity, transferring alkyl or aryl (other than methyl) groups
Source: RefSeq, a predicted model, not a curated record